Molecule: messenger RNA, 2076 nt
Organism: Vanrija pseudolonga
Lineage: Eukaryota; Fungi; Basidiomycota; Tremellomycetes; Trichosporonales; Trichosporonaceae
Product: FAD-binding monooxygenase moxY
Exons: 5
Coding region: 199-2031 (610 amino acids)
Molecular function (GO): NADP binding; N,N-dimethylaniline monooxygenase activity; flavin adenine dinucleotide binding
Source: RefSeq, a predicted model, not a curated record
CGGGAUUGUGUCGGCUGACGCACAUCACCUCGUCGGGCUGGAGCGGGUGCUCGCCGCCCGCCAUGACGCCGUCUGCGAUUGUGCUAUCUUCAAGUGUCUGACAUGACCAUCUCACCAGCCAUACUUAAAGAUCCCCAACUCGGCGCGUCAAGCAACAUGCCCCAUCGUUCACCACCCAACCCCUAACGAUUACCCAACAUGGUCUACGAACUUAGCCCCUCCCCCACCUCGGAAGCCUUUGUGGCUCAGCGACAAUCGGACGCCGAAGCCGCCCGCCAAACCGCGGCCAAGAAUGGCGCUGCUCCACUCGUCGAGAAGGCGAUUGGCGAAGGCCGCCCGGUGCGCGUAGUCGCUAUCGGCGCAGGCUUCAGUGGCAUCGGUGCCUGCAUCUACCUUCCGCAGCAUAUCAAGAACCUCGACUUGCAGGUUUACGAGCGCGCGACCGACAUUGGCGGCGUCUGGCACCACAACAAGUACAUGGGCGCCGCUUGCGACAUCCCUGCGCACACUUACCAGUUCACCUUUGCCGACAACUCGCAGUGGUCCAAGUUUUAUGCUGGUGGCCCAGAGAUCCACCAGUACCUCACCAACGUGGUGGACCAUUACAAGCUCCGACCGCUUAUCAAGCUUCAACACACCGUGCUUGAGGCCCGCUGGCUCGAGAACGAUGGCAAGUGGGUGAUCAAGGUCCAAGACCCCACGGGCAGAGUGUUUGAAGACCGGUGCGACUUUGUCUAUUACGCCACGGGCCUGCUCUCCAACCCCGUGUGGCCUAAGAUUCCAGGCCGCGAUACGUUCAAGGGAGUCAUUCACCACACGGGGGAGUGGGACGCUGCCAAGGAGGAAGCCGAGGGCAUGGACUGGAGCGACAAGCGUGUCGCUGUGAUUGGCACCGGCUCCAGUGCCAUCCAGGUCAUGCCGGAAAUGCAGAGGAAGUGCAAGCAGCUCGUCAACUUUGCGCGAUCGAAGAGUAAGCCCAAGCACCGAGAUGUGCGCUCAUGCCCAGCUUGGGUCACACCGACCUUUGGUGACAUCACUCUGAAGAAGCUCGGUGUUGACACGGAGAAGAGCGCCAACCACACUUUCACCGACGAGCAGAAGCAGCACUUUAGCGACCCCGCCAACUACCGCGAGUUCAGGCUCAUGGUGGAGCGGGACCUCGCUUCGGCCCACUUCCUCACGCACCGCGACAGUCCGCUGCAGACUCUAGUCCUCAACGAUGCCGAGCGCCAGAUGCAGCGUCGUCUUGCGUCCAAGCCCGACAUUUCCAAGGCCUUGCUGCCGCAGUACCCCAUCGGAUGCCGCCGCAUCACCCCUGGUCCAGGGUACCUGGACUCUCUCACCAAGGACAACGUCACGUUCGUCACCGACGAUCUGGCCUGCUUCACCGAGCGCGGUCUCAAGACUGUUACAGGCGAGGAGUACGAGGUCGACGCCAUCAUCUGCGCCACGGGCUUCGACACGUCGUCUGUGCCCCGCUUCCCAAUUCUCGGCCAAGGUGGUAUCAACCUCCAGGACAUGUGGACAGAGGAGGUCCGGACAUACCUCGCCGUGUCGAUUCCCAAGAUGCCCAACUUCUUCUCCAUCCUUGGCCCGCAGGCAGUUGUCGGCAGUGGCAACCUCCUCAGCAUGAUCGAGGGCCAGCUGACCUAUGUCGCCAAGGCUAUCAAGAAGUGCCAGCGCGAGGGCUACAAGUCGAUGGUGGUCAAGAAGGAGCCCGUCGACUCGUUCAUGAAGUACACCGACGACUACUUUGAGCGCACAGUGUUUACGACCGAGUGCCACUCGUGGUACAAGGGAGGCGCUGGAUCGCGCGGCGGUACUCGCAUUCGCACCCUGUGGCCGGGUAGCUCGCAACACCAUAUUCUGUCACUCAAGGAGCCCCGUUGGGAGGACUAUGACUACACACGCCUCCCGGAAUACAAGCACACUAUGGGCUGGCUCGGCGAUGGCCACAUUCCCGCCGACAUGGACCCCGCGUUCUACUAUGCCGAACUGCGUGCCGGCUACAAGGAGACGUUGAUGCUUUAGUGGAAGCGACGCGGGGUGUGACUGAGCGGGAUGGAAGGCGACUCG